AUGUACUAUGAUCACAAUGAUAAUAGAAAGUGUACAACAGAGUUGCAGAGUAUUUUUAGGCCUCAUUUUAGUCUUACUGGAAUGAAAGGGUUCUUAGAGCAGCUAGCAAGUAAAAUUUACUCCAAUUAUGACAUAGUUGUUGCUGAUAAAGCAGAGAUGUUUUAUCCUAGUUUUAGUAAAAAGCCUGGCAAUGGAAUCUUGCUUUUAGGACAUUUAUCAAUGUUGCUUGAUGUAUUAAUUACAGAAGAUGAAAACUAUAUUAUUACAACAGACAGAGAUGAAAAGAUUAGAGUGUCAAUGUUUCCAAAUUCGUACAACAUUAUGUGCUACUGUUUAGGACACCAAAAAUUUGUAACAAAUAUUUUGGAAUUAUCUCAUGACAAAAGUAUCUUGGUAUCUUGUGGAGGAGAUGGCAAACUUAUACUGUGGGAUUAUAAAAUUGGAAAAGAAUUAUUAUCUGUUGAUUUUAAUGACAAAAUAUCUAAAAGUGACAUUGAAGAAUUUAAUCAGCAGUUUCAAGGUUGUCAUUUGGAAGAAACUAUUGAAAUCUUACCUGUUAAACAUUUAAGGCUUUCAGCCAUAACUGCAACAUCAUCUUUAGCCGUAAUGAGCUUUUAUAGUAGUCCAUUGUUACUGGUUUACAUUGUCAAUGGUACAGUGUCAAACUUUGAAAUAAAUUAUUUGCAGUCUAUAGUUACAGACAGUGAACCACUAGAAUGUUAUAUUCAUAAACAAAACUUAUGGUUAUUAAAUGACCAUGGAUUUAAAAUAUAUGAAUUUAAAGACAAUUUUGUACCUAGCAAUGGAACGGAUUAUAAAAUAAAUCAGUUAAAUAGCUUUUGGAAAACAUUAAAGAAAGAUACUGUUCAACAAAAUUUAUUUUCAAUUUUAUAUAAAAGAAAAUAUGACAAUGUUCAAGAGUAUUUGCAAAGGAAAAAAACACGACUUGGAAGUAUUUCUGAGUAAUAUAUAUCAGGUGAAUUAUAAAUUGUUUUUUAUAUUGAAACCAUAUAAAGUAAAAUUAAAUAUGGACAGACGAUUUUUUAUAAAUUUUAUGUAUUAUUCACAAAUUCGUGAAGCAUUUGUUAAAGCAUUUUGACAUAUGUUUUCAUUAUAAAAUACAACUAGUAUUACAAUAAA
Osmia bicornis bicornis is the source of this 1140-nucleotide messenger RNA. RefSeq names its product tRNA (guanine-N(7)-)-methyltransferase non-catalytic subunit wdr4 (gene wuho). Gene Ontology annotation, molecular function: protein binding; tRNA (guanine(46)-N7)-methyltransferase activity. Gene Ontology annotation, biological process: RNA (guanine-N7)-methylation. The record is from RefSeq and is a predicted model, not a curated record. Gene Ontology annotation, cellular component: tRNA methyltransferase complex; nucleus; cytosol. NCBI's taxonomy places the organism in Eukaryota, Metazoa, Arthropoda, Insecta, Hymenoptera, Megachilidae.